AUGCAGCUCCUAUCCCUCCAAACUCAGUGCUCAUGGUGUACUAUCUUCUUGUCGGCGACUUUGCUCGGGGCCCAGAUGGUGCAGGCAUCUAUCGAACUCGAUCUAGACAACCAAGAAUCCAUCAAGAAGGCCGCCAAAACAGCAGCGUCGGGAAUGCUACAAUACUACACCGGCCACAGACCGGGUGAUGUCCCCGGUAACCUCCCAGACCCUUAUUACUGGUGGGAGACUGGCGCCAUGUUUAACGCCAUGGUCGAGUACUGGUACUACACAGGGGACUCGCAGUGGAACGACAUAACAACACAAGCACUGCUCCACCAAGUUGGACCGGAGCACAACUACAUGGAACCCAAUCAAACCCGGACGCUGGGCAACGACGACCAAGCGUUCUGGGGCCUCGCGGCCAUGGCAGCCGCAGAGGUGAAGUUCCCCAACCCGCCGAAAGACAAACCGCAGUGGCUUGCGCUGGCCCAGGGUGUCUUCAACACGCAAUACCCACGCUGGGACAAUAAAAGCUGCCACGGAGGACUGAAGUGGCAGGUCUUCUCGUUCAACAAUGGCUACAACUACAAGAAUACCGUCUCCAAUGGGUGCUUCUUCAACCUCGCUGCUCGAUUGGCAGUGUACACGGGGAAUCAGUCGUAUGCAGACUGGGCCGAGAAAACGUGGGAUUGGGUCUACGAGGUCGGCCUGAUCAGCAAAGAAUGGCAGUUCUUCGACGGCACGGACGAUAAGAAUAACUGUACCGAGUUGAAUCAUAUUCGCUGGACCUACAACGCAGGACUAUUCCUCCUCGGAGCAGCUCACAUGUAUCACUUUACCGACCGAUCCGAGGUUUGGAAAACUCGCGUCGAGAAUAUCAUCAGCGGAUUAGACAUCUUCUUCCCCAUCGGCGACAUCAUGAGCGAGGUCGCCUGCGAGCCGAACGGCAAAUGCAACGUCGACCAACGAUCCUUCAAAGCAUACCUCUCGCGCUGGAUGUCGCACACCAUCCAAAUCGCCCCCUUCACCAAAGACCUACUGAUGCCCAAGCUUCGAGCAUCGGCCGAAGCAGCCGCUUUGCAAUGCAGCGGGCCCGACAAUGCGUGCGGGCUGCGCUGGAACCGCAACGAGACCUUCGACGGCAGCACGGGCGUCGGCGAACAGAUGGCUGCGUUGGAGAUCUUUCAGGGCCAUCUGGUUGAUUACGUGGAUAAGCGGGUUUCUGCGAACACGGGGGGCAUCAGUGAGGGCAAUCCGGAUGCCGGGACAGGGAAGUCUGAUGAGGACUCGGUGGGGAUUCAUGAGCGGGUUAUUUCGACGGCUGAUCGGGUGGGCGCGGGGCUGUUGACGGCGUUCAUUGUGAUAGGGAGUAUUUCGGCGGUUUAUUUUAUGGCGGUUUGA
This is a messenger RNA of Aspergillus steynii IBT 23096, 1383 nucleotides long. Its product is annotated as glycoside hydrolase family 76 protein. Gene Ontology annotation, biological process: carbohydrate catabolic process; fungal-type cell wall biogenesis. Bases 1 to 1383 code for a protein of 460 amino acids. Lineage: Eukaryota; Fungi; Ascomycota; Eurotiomycetes; Eurotiales; Aspergillaceae. The transcript is spliced from 3 exons. The record is from RefSeq and is a predicted model, not a curated record. Gene Ontology annotation, molecular function: mannan endo-1,6-alpha-mannosidase activity.